Molecule: messenger RNA, 1413 nt
Organism: Somion occarium
Lineage: Eukaryota; Fungi; Basidiomycota; Agaricomycetes; Polyporales; Cerrenaceae
Source: the annotation of a GenBank genome assembly
GAACACUUUGAACCGCAGCUUUAUUCUUGUAUUCAAGUUAUUCACGACCCUUGACGGUCAGAGUACUCAUUCAUGUCUGAAAUACAACUCCCCGGCGACUAUGGCACGGAGCCACCGUUGCCAUACAUGGAGAAGGUGCCCGACCACCUUCGUCCAGCAACCACCCGUCUCCAGUUCCCGCCUUCCUAUGUGGUCGUGGGUGUUUACCGACUCUUCACCGACAAGACUCUCUAUGUUCCCGCAUGGAAGAAGUGCUCACAUGGGUUCAUGAGGGGGGCUGGUUUCGGGUUGGUUUGGGCCGUAACGACGUUCAAGAUGCAGAGGUGGUUCGUUGAACUGUUCUUGAUUAAAUCUCCUCGAGUGACAGGUUUGUCUCGAGACGCAGUCUUCGGAAUUCACGUCCCUUUCGACCUACCCACUUUCGCAACCAUCGUCUUCCUCUCCUCCCAGCUAACCGCCAUCCUCACCUUCUUCCUUUCCCGUAAUAUUCGUGUCGCGCGAGACCGUGUGUAUGAUCAAACUAUCGCCUCUCGCGGUAAAGGACCGGACUUUUGGAAGCCAUAUGUCGAAGAAUGGGACCAACCGCCCAAGCCGAAGAAGAGUUCAGGACUGAGCGUGUUUGCAAGUAGUUUCGUAGGAAGGAUGUUGAUUACAUUGGCUUUGGCUCCAUUACACCUCGUACCCGUGGUCGGUAUUGUCAUUUCGGCUUACUUACGAGCACUUGGGACUGCUCGUCAUUUGCACAAACAAUACUUUAAAGCCAAAGGCAUGACAGACGAACAAAUUUCGGUGUUCAUCGAGGAGCGCAAGUGGGACUACCGAGCGUUUGGUUUCGCUGCCUCUUUGCUCGAGGGCUUGCCUUUCAUUGGGCUCGUUUUCACAAUCUCGAAUCGAAUCGGAGCUGCGAUGUGGGCGCAUGACUUGGAAAAGAGACAGCACUACGUUGCUGAGCAGAAAGCGAUUGCGAAAUGAGGUGACCCAUUCAUUCGACUCUUGUUAGCAUACCCAUUGGAUCCCUGGCUCCUUUACACGGACAAUGCAUUUGAUUGAUGACUGUACUGUAUUCACCGGCUUUCACUUCGUGGCCGGCAUGGAAACGAGGUGAGAAGUCAUCUGCCUUAGAACGUAGAUUCUCCUAAUACAACGCAGUGCAGGGCUUUUGUCGGAUCUGUUGGUCAUCUGUCAACGCCCUAAACUAUGUUCCGACUGCGAAAUGAGCAGGGUUAUAGCUUGUAUGGGCUCUCCAUUUACGCACCGCUGCUUACCUGUCUGGUGACCUUGCACUCCAUACCUUUAAACGCGACUUCCAUACCGUCCGAAAUACCACGCAUCCAGGUAUGGUAGUUACUUUUCGAACGCGCUCGGAAUUCCGAUGUUAUCACUUGUGACAAUUCUUGAAACGUAUAGAAAACC